AUGGCUAAAAGAACCUUGGGCUUAGGAAAACAAAAUAAAGGCUUGAAAAAGCAGAAAAAAUCCGAGACUCCCACUCCAGAAACUACACCGGCCGCCAACCAGAUCACCGUCGAGGUCGAUGAAAAUGUGGACCCUGACAACGAGCUAGUCCAGCUCAAAGGACUGUGGAAAACGUAUUUUGAUUCAGACAGAAGCGACGAAUUGGUGCUAAAUGGACUUGUGCAUGAGUGCGAUCGUCUUCUUCGUAAUGACGGAUCAGCUGCAUCGCCAAAAACCGAAAACGACGAGAGUGUCAAGCCCGUUGAGCUCACAGACGAGUUCUACGCUAUUUUUGCCCUUGCUUUGAGUGAACUGACGAUUUUCAAAGCCGGCGAAGAACAGGAUGACGAAACUGAAGCGAAGAAAACCGAAAAGAGCGUUUCUGGAUUUUUCGAUGCUGCACUUGAAAGAUGCCAGAGCGGUCUUGAAAAGACUCCCGAGUCGUCGCUACUGAAACUGGUACACGCCAAGAUCGCUUUGCAAAGAAUCCCACUUCAAUACAUUUCGAAAUUAACCGUCAAAAACAAAAACGCAUCGGAAUUGAAGCUGCACGAGUUGCUGGAGCAAGCCAAGCAAAACUUGGAAAUUGAAGCCAAAUACCCAGAGCUCACUUUCGAGGUUCUGCAGCUGUUCGACGACUUGCUCGAUAUUGUUGAAAACUUUGGCCACGAAGAUGAUAUUGACGAAGGUUUGGACAGCGACGUCGAGGACGAACUGAAGGAGGUCAAGCUAUCGUCCAAGCAUCCGCUCUACCAAAUCCGUAACGAAACUUCUGCCAGCUACUCAUUUUUGCGCGAAAAGCUGAAAUCGCUUCUAAAGCUUACCAAGCCCGAGACCAAAUUACACCGCUCGAUCGCCAGAAGACUAGGUCAGCUACAUCUAACAGCAGCUGAACAUCCCUCUCGAGUAUUCCUGCAAUUGACGUACGAAAACGACGAAAACAAGAAAGACAUCGAUGGAUUAACAGCCUCAGAAGCCCAAACUGAAGCUCUCGGCCUUGUCACUGACGCAGUAAAAUAUCUAGAACAAGCAAGCGAGGACGACGAACCUCAGACGUGGGUUGACGUUGCUGAAGCACUCACUGACGCGGGUAACUUACAUGAUGCAGACUCACAAGAACAAGAACAGUGCUAUGCGAAAGCUGAAAAGCUUCUGAGAAAGGCCAACAAAGCUACUCACGGAAAAUACCAGGACGUUCUUGAUAAUUUGCUAGUGUCAAAAGACGACGAGUAA
Messenger RNA from Lachancea meyersii CBS 8951, 1272 nucleotides. The record is from the annotation of a GenBank genome assembly. Lineage: Eukaryota; Fungi; Ascomycota; Saccharomycetes; Saccharomycetales; Saccharomycetaceae.